UACAUAACGCGAAUUACUCCGGGGCAGCCACAGGACUAUGCGGGGCACCGGCCAGCCAUGGGAGCCGCGGGCAGCAGCGGCUGCGAGCGGGGCCAGCUGGAGGGGUCCCGCUUGCUGCCGACCGCCUGGUGGGCGCGGGUCUGGAGGAGCGUCCUGGCCAACGCGGGCCCCCCUCUGCUGGGCGCCAAGGCGGAGCGGCGGGCCUUGACCGAGGAGGCGCAGGCGGCGCAGGAGCGGGGCUUGCCCCAGGGCGUCGCCCUCUUCUUGCCCGAGUUCCCCGUCCGGCCUCCGCUGGGGCCCAGCCAGCUCAAGGUGCUGGGCUUGGUGGCCAAGGGCUCCUUCGGGACGGUGCUGAAGGUGCUGGACUGCAGGCAAGAGCGGCUCUUCGCAGUCAAGGUGGUGCCGAAAAUGGAGGUGCUUCGCCGGGACAGCCUCAAGCAGUGUAAGGAGGAGGUCAGCAUCCAGAAACAGGUGAGCCAUCCGUUUGUCCACUGCUUAGGGGACAGCUGGCAGGGGCAACGCCAUCUCUUCAUUAUGUGCACCUAUUGCAGUACCGGAGACCUUUACACCUUCUGGAAGUCCGUGGGCCCUUUUGGUGAAAGCGUCAUCCGCUUGUUUGCCACGGAGCUGGUUCUGGUGCUAGGAUACCUCCACAAUCUGGGCAUUGUGCAUCGUGAUGUCAAGAUGGAAAAUAUACUCCUAGAUGAACGAGGGCACUUGAAGCUGACUGACUUUGGCCUUUCCCGCCAUCUGCCUUGGGGCAAGAGGGCCUAUACAAUCUGCGGGACCCUCCAGUACAUGGCCCCCGAAGUGCUGAAUGGGGGUCCCUAUUCCCACGCUGCUGAUUGGUGGUCUCUGGGUGUGCUGCUCUUUGCCCUGGCCAGCGGGAAGUUCCCGGUUGCCCCAGAGAGAGACCACAAGGCCAUGCUCCGGAGCGUUCAAGGCUGCAGCUACACCGCGCCAGUCACUCUCAGCCUAGGCCUGCGUCUUCUCCUCAGUGAGCUCCUGUGCCAGGAUCCACAGCGCCGUCUGCGUUACCCCCACCACUUCCGGGGCCACCUAUUCUUCCAUGGAAUGCCCUUCGACGCCGAACUCUUGCAGAAGCAGCCGGUGGACUUUGUGCUGCGCUUGCGGCAAGCCAAGGACACCGUUCUGGACACCACCACUGCCGCCUUUUCAGAUUUUGACUGUGACCUCUUGAGCCCCGGAAGCCAGCCUUGGCCUGGCUGAAGCUGCAGGGUAGGGGAAGGAGUGCUGGAGGCUUCCGUAGACCGUGACUCUGUUCAUGAACAACAUCCAGUUCUCAGGAGAAUCAGCCGGGGAGGCCCAUCUAGCCAUUCCUCUCUUUUUGCCCAGGGCACCUAAGCUAGGCUCUUUUCCCUUCCUUGGUCUCCUUCCAUCUUUAAACACAGUGCAGCAAGGUGGGAAGGCCCAGCUGGUCUUUGCAGGCUCUAACAUGAAGAACCUGUGCUGAAAGAUGCCCGGGAUGGUGAAAAGAGACUGUUGCACCAAUAGAGGAGGGGGCAGAGAGCGGUGGUGAUAGCUAGCCUCUUUUUGCUUCAUCGCAGCACAAGGAUCUCAGGAAUGCUGGCCAGUCACCCUCCCCGCACUAGCAGAAGCACUGGAUAGACUCCCUGCCAGCCCCUCGCCAAUAACUCUGGUGCCACUGCCCCUCCUACUGGAAGAUUCAAGCGGGCAGCCAUGUUGGUCUGAAGCAGUUGAACAAAGCAGGAGUCAAGUUUCACCUUUAAGACCAACCAAUUUUUAUUUAGAACGUAAGCUUUCAUGUGCUCUUAAGCACACUUCAUCAGACGAGGAAUCCAGCACAGCUCACUGUGCUGGAUUCUUUGUAUGAUGAAGUGUGCUUAAGAGCACACAAAAGCUAACGUUCUAAAUAAAAAUUGGUUGGUCUUAAAGGUGCAACUUGACUCCCCCUACUGGAAGUUCAGGACACAGGGGGUCUUCGCAACAAUCAGAUGCAAAGGAGGCAGCACAGUGCUUUGCUGUAGGGUGAGCACAGGUUGGUGAGUAGGAGGCCUUUGAGUGUCACAGAAUCCCUACGCAAGUGGAAUGGAAGACCUAGCAGGAGUUAUUUUGCCACUUCUGUCUAAUCCUAAAGAGCUCUGUGAAACCCAGAAGCUUGCAUUUUUCUCAGGUAGCCUAAUUGGUAGUCAUUGUUUUUCAUUCUUCUUUUUUUAUGCGGCGAAAGUUAUUCCGUUUUCUAGGACAGGCUCCUUCCUUUCCCUCGUGGAGUUACACUCUGUGCCAACCACCCCACCCCCGCUCCCCAGUGGAUGGAGUCAGGUUUGAUUCUUCUCCCUGUUAACCAGAAGGGUGGAGCUGCCUCAGCACUGCAGCCUGUCUGUUUGUUUUUUGCUUAAUGCAAGCAGUAAAGCUGUUCCAUCCGUA
Heteronotia binoei (common prickly gecko) is the source of this 2409-nucleotide messenger RNA. It is a transcript of the gene RSKR, whose product is annotated as ribosomal protein S6 kinase related. The record is from RefSeq and is a predicted model, not a curated record. Bases 58 to 1230 code for a protein of 390 amino acids. Gene Ontology annotation, molecular function: ATP binding; protein serine/threonine kinase activity. Lineage: Eukaryota; Metazoa; Chordata; Lepidosauria; Squamata; Gekkonidae. Gene Ontology annotation, biological process: protein phosphorylation. The transcript is spliced from 12 exons.